This is a messenger RNA of Zymoseptoria tritici IPO323, 1635 nucleotides long. RefSeq lists its product as uncharacterized. The record is from RefSeq and is a predicted model, not a curated record. Gene Ontology annotation, biological process: glycerophospholipid catabolic process. The transcript has 2 exons. NCBI's taxonomy places the organism in Eukaryota, Fungi, Ascomycota, Dothideomycetes, Mycosphaerellales, Mycosphaerellaceae. Bases 1 to 1635 code for a protein of 544 amino acids. Gene Ontology annotation, molecular function: A2-type glycerophospholipase activity. Gene Ontology annotation, cellular component: cytosol; intracellular membrane-bounded organelle.
AUGGUUGUCUCACACAGCUUCGUCUUGCUGCUAGCGCUUGUCUGCGCCACAUUCGCUCACAGCAUCGGGCUCUCAUCUCGUGAGGCAACGGAACCGUUUCCUUAUGCUCCGAAGCCAGGCCUAUGCCCUUCGACCCCUCUCGUGAGAAUCGCUCAAGGACUGAGCAGCUCAGAGCAGGCUUGGUACAACAACAAGAAGCCAAAGGCCGAUGCUGCUCUGCGAUCAUGGCUUCGCCAAUUCGGAUCGUUCAACGUCAACUCCAUGCCGACCAUUGGAUCUGCACUGGCGGGCGGCUUCCUACGUGCGUCUCUGCUGUCUGCGGGUAUCCAUCAACAGCUUGAUGGUACCGAGGGCAGUGGUCCCAUGGCUGGCUUGCUCCAAGCAAUAACCUAUGAGACGACACUCUCCGGCUCAACGGCAUUCCAAGGAGGGCUCAUCCAAAACAACUGGCCUUCGAUCAGCUCCCUUUCCAACAACAUCUGGCAGCCCAAGUACCAAUACGGCCUCAACACCCUCAAGGAUCCGGACCGGCCAAAUUCAGGUGCAGAGCUUGCAAGUGACGUUGGGUCGAAAUCAAAUGCGGGCUACCCAGCGACCUUGAUCGACAUGUAUGGUCGGCUCAUUAGCUAUGCCAACCUGUACGGCGAUCACGGCGGCAUUCGAGCCUUGAUAUCCGACGGCCGAAGUCAGUCCAAGUUCACAAAUGGAGAAGUUCCUAUGCCAAUCUUCACGUCCAUCGGAUCAUCGACCGCAGACGGAGGUGGUACUUGCGGUCCUGGAUCAAACGGAACUCAGUAUGAGAUUACUCCUUUCGAAUUUGGAAGCUGGGACCCUGCCGUGAAGGCUUUCAUGGACAUCAAGUACCUUGGAACUCGAAUGUAUGCUGGCAGACCCGUCGCCUUCCAGUGCACGACAGGCUUCGACAAUCUCGGCUUCAUGAUGGGCACUUCGGCCAAUGUCAUCGUGAAUGCAUGCAAGGACGCCGGCGGUGCUUUCGCCGGCACUCCUCUGGCACCGAUAUUCCAGACCAUUGGUGAAGGGAUCACCUAUCCACUCAACCGCCAGUACUUCUCUGCCAUCCCGAACCCGUUCUUCGGAAUGAGAUCAUCGCCGCAAGUUGCCCAACAGCAGGAGUUGGCCCUUAUUGAUGGAGGGAAUUCGGGUCAAGUGAUCCCAAUUUGGCCCUUGCUCAAGCGAAACAACGUUGAUGUCCUGUUUGUGUGGGACGUAUACUACGAUCUCAACGGCGUCCAAAGUACCGGAGGCCAGCUGUACAACACCUACCAAGCCUCCAAGCCUGCAAACCUCAACCGCAUGCCAACGAUCCCGCCUCCGGAUGAAUUCCAAGCGAAAAAGCUCAACACCAAGCCAACCAUCUUUGGUUGUAACGAUCCCUCCAAGAACACCUUGAUCUACGUCCCAGUGCAGCAAUACCUGCCGCAGACAUCAAGCACCUUCAACCUGACCACUACACCUGAACAGACCCGGGACUUCAUUACCAACGGAAACAGAAUGGCCACCAACAACAACAACUCCAACUGGCCUCGUUGCGUCGCAUGCUUCAUCAUGAAGAAGAAGGCCUCGAGCCUGCCAGACUUCUGCAACGCUUGCUUCUCGCAGUACUGCUACAACUAG